Egretta garzetta (little egret) is the source of this 3843-nucleotide messenger RNA. RefSeq names its product ADAM metallopeptidase with thrombospondin type 1 motif 10 (gene ADAMTS10). Gene Ontology annotation, cellular component: extracellular matrix. Gene Ontology annotation, biological process: proteolysis; extracellular matrix organization. The transcript has 26 exons. Gene Ontology annotation, molecular function: metalloendopeptidase activity. The coding region runs from base 395 to 3724 and encodes 1109 amino acids. NCBI's taxonomy places the organism in Eukaryota, Metazoa, Chordata, Aves, Pelecaniformes, Ardeidae. The record is from RefSeq and is a predicted model, not a curated record.
UAAAAGGGGAAAAAGAAGAAAGAAGGGAAAACACUCGAAAAGGUAUAACCGUACAAAACGCGCUACUGCCCGAACUGGGACAAGCAGCACAUCCCUUUCCCAGACCAGAUCCCUCCUGGAGCGAGCCGGUGGCGGUUACGCAGGGGCGAUGCCACCGAGAGCCUGCAGUUCGAAUUAGCCCAUGCUGACCCCGCUGCGCUGGCCCGGGCCCAGCACGCUGCAAAGACACUGUUGGUCUCGCUGCUUGGGGGAGAGCACGGAGCGGCCGAGGAUGCCUGCGGAGGGACCGAGGACUCCUGUCUCGACAUAAGUGGUGGCUGAGGGAGAGACAUGUUGGGACAGCGCCGUUUCAGCUGGCACAAUAUUCCCUGCACUGAGACAAGCAUCGCUAACCAUGGCAAUAGCUUGGAGGCUUCUCACGUGGACUGUCGUCUUCACUGCAGCUGUCUGCGACUUUCCCGGUUACACGUUCCAGUCACAAGAGGAGUUCCUCUCCAGCCUCGAUCACUAUGAAAUUGCGUUCCCCAUCCAAGUGGACCAAAACGGGGACUUCCUUACCUUUGACGUGAGAAGCCAGCUGAAGCAACGUCCUCGGCGCAGUCUGGGCUCCUUGCCCUACGAGCCAUCUGAGCAGCAGGUUUUCUACAAAGUCUCUGCCCACCGAACCCAGUUCCUCCUCAACCUGACACUGCACUCCAACCUACUGGCUGAGCACUUCACUGUUGAAUACUGGAAGCGAGAUGGCGUGGACUGGCAACAUGAUUUCCAUGAAGACUGCCACUACGCGGGCCACUUGCAGGACCAGUACCUGAACUCAAAGGUCGCCAUCAGCAACUGCAAUGGACUGCACGGGGUGAUCGUCGCAGACGAGGAGGAAUAUUUCAUUGAACCACUGAGCCCAGGAGCCAACGUCAGCGCAGGGAGCGAGGGCAAGGGCAGCCCCCACGUCGUGUACAAGCGAUCAUCUCUCCAGUACCCACACAUGGACGCAGCCUGCGGUGUGCUAGAUGAGAAGCCCUGGAAAGGGAGACACUGGUGGCUGCGGACGCUGAAGCCCUCCCCUCUAAAGCCGUCGGGCAACCACAGCCAGCGGGGCCAGCUGCCCCUGAAGAGAUCCGUCAGCACAGAGCGCUAUGUGGAGACCCUGGUGGUGGCUGACAAAAUGAUGGUGGGCUACCACGGGCGACGGGACAUAGAGCAGUACAUCCUGGCCAUCAUGAAUAUUGUUGCCAAACUUUUCCAGGACUCGAGUCUGGGCAAUAUUGUCAAUAUCCUGGUCACCCGGCUGAUUCUCCUCACUGAGGAUCAGCCCACACUGGAGAUUAACCACCACGCCGGAAAAUCCCUGGACAGCUUCUGCAAGUGGCAGAAAUCCAUUGUGAACAGGAACGGCAACGGGAACGCCAUCCCCGAGAACGGCAUAGCCAACCACGACACUGCGGUGCUGAUCACCAGAUACGACAUUUGCAUCUACAAGAACAAACCGUGCGGCACCCUGGGCCUGGCCCCUGUCGGUGGGAUGUGCGAACGAGAACGAAGCUGCAGCAUCAACGAGGACAUUGGCCUGGCCACAGCCUUCACCAUUGCCCACGAGAUCGGCCACACGUUUGGCAUGAAUCACGAUGGGGUCGGCAACAGCUGUGGCUCCCGUGGGCAAGAAACAGCCAAGCUCAUGGCUGCUCACAUCACCAUGAAGACCAACCCGUUUGUAUGGUCCACGUGCAGUCGGGAUUACAUCACCAGCUUCCUGGACUCCGGGAUGGGAUUAUGCCUGAACAACGCUCCUCCCAAGCAAGACUUUAUCUACCCAACAGUGGCUCCAGGACAGGCCUACGAUGCAGAUGAGCAGUGCCGUUUCCAGUACGGAGUUAAAUCUCGCCAGUGUAAAUACGGGGAAGUCUGCAGUGAGUUAUGGUGUCUGAGUAAAAGCAACCGCUGCAUAACCAACAGCAUCCCUGCUGCUGAGGGGACCAUAUGCCAAACCAACACCAUUGAAAAGGGGUGGUGCUACAAGAGGGAGUGCGUGCCUUUUGGGACCCGACCAGAAGGCGUGGACGGCGCCUGGGGAGCCUGGUCGUCCUGGGGAGAGUGCAGCAGGACGUGCGGCGGAGGCGUAUCGUCAUCCAUUCGCCACUGCGACAGCCCGCGGCCCACAAUUGGAGGGAAGUACUGCCUGGGAGAGCGGAAGCGGUACCGGUCCUGCAACACCGAUGACUGCCCACCGGGCUCCCAGGACUUCCGAGAGCUGCAGUGCGCUGAAUUCGAUAACGUCCCCUUCCGAGGGAAGUACUACACCUGGAAGACAUACCGCGGAGGGGGGGUGAAAGCCUGUUCCCUCAACUGCCUGGCCGAGGGUUUCAACUUCUACACAGAACGAGCCGCAGCCGUGGUGGACGGGACACCAUGCCGGCAGGACUCCAACGACAUCUGCGUCAACGGGGAGUGCAAGCACGUGGGCUGCGACCGUGUCCUGGGCUCAGACUCAAAGGAAGACAAGUGUCGCGUGUGUGGGGGAGACGGCAGCUCCUGUGAGACCGUUGAGGGCGUCUUCAACCAGUCCCUGCCGGAGGGAGGUUACGAGGAGGUGAUCCAGAUUCCCAAGGGCUCCGUCCACAUUGACAUCCGGGAGCUGAACCUCUCCAUCAACUACCUAGCGCUGAGAGGGGAGAGUGGCGAGUAUUACAUCAACGGGAAGCUCUCCAUCGACCCCCCGCGGCGCUUUGACAUCGCGGGCACAACGUUCCACUACAGGAGAUCACCAGAGGAGCCUGAGUCCCUCGAGGCCUUGGGACCCACCAACGUCACCCUCUUCGUCAUGGUCCUUGUGCGGACAGAGCUGCAGGGGAUCCGGUACAAGUUCAACGCACCCAUCGGCAGGGAUGCCUCCAACCAGUACUCCUGGCAUUACACCCCAUGGACCAAAUGUUCAGCGCUGUGUGCAGGGGGCAGCCAGAUCCAGUCUGUGGUAUGCAAGAAACUUUCUGAUGGCUCAACUGUCUUCAACCAUUUCUGUAGCCCUGAAACCAAAAUGCCAGAGCGACAGAGGCCGUGCAAUACCGAACCGUGCCCCCCAGCCUGGGUGAUUGGGAACUGGUCUGAAUGCAGCCGAAGUUGCAACGAAGGCGUCCGCACACGCAGCGUCUUCUGCAAGCGUAAGAUCUCUGCCAGCGAGGAGAAGACCUUGGAUGACGCUUCUUGCACCCACCCACGCCCAAAGAUGCUCGAGCCUUGCAAUAAUCAGACGUGCCCUCCAGAGUGGGUCGCCCUGGACUGGUCUGAGUGUACCCCAAGCUGCGGGCCAGGUUUCCGCCACCGCAUCGUCCUCUGCAAGAGUGGUGACCACAGUGCAACACUCCCCACCUCCCAGUGCUACGAAGGCUCCAAGCCCCCAACCAGCAUGAGGUGCAACCUCCGGCGCUGCCCACCACCACGCUGGGUGACUGGCGAGUGGGGAGAGUGCUCUGCGCAGUGUGGCCUUGGCCAGCAAAGAAGAUCCGUCCAGUGCCUGGCUCACACCGGGCAACCGUCCAGCGACUGCGUGGAGAACCUGCAGCCACCCAGCAUGCAGCAGUGCGAGACCAAGUGUGAAUCGGGACCUACAGACAACCCCGAAGAGUGCAAGGAUGUGAACAAGGUGGCCUACUGCCCGCUCGUCCUCAAGUUCAAGUUCUGCAGCCGGACCUACUUCCGACAGAUGUGCUGUAAAACAUGCCAGGGGCACUAGGGACACAGCGUGACCCCCGUGGGAAAACUGGAAGGCAAAAGCUGCGCCGCAGGGCUGCCAAACCGUGCCCUUCCUCUCUGCCCCGAGAAUCUGCCCCGGGUCCGACACAGACACCGGUC